AUGGCGGGCCACCGUACUAGUACUACUAGUACUACUAGCAGUAACAGUAUGGGCAGGUCCAUCCGUUCGAGUCUUCAGCACAAGAUGGACUUGGCUCAGAUGCCCCCCGUGUACAAGAUUCCAUUGUGGGAUUUGAAUUGUCAGUUUGACAUGGUGAAGCUUGCGGCACAAGACAGAAAACUGGCACUGGCGGCCACUGUCAAGGAAACGGGAACCGAUGACCAAGGAUUGCUGGAAUUCUACAAGGAGUACUUUCAUUCUUACCCAAUCUACCAAGAUGAAAAGUGGCAGCUGUACAAGGCCAUGGGAGGCAGAAAGCUGGGAAUUCUUACCAUUCUCAAGGCAAUGCUCGGCGCCAGAAAAAGAUUAAAGGCACAGAAUAUUGUAUCCAGCAAACAAAACCACAAAACCGAUGGAUGGAUGGCAGGUGGAGUCCUAAUCUUUGACAAAAAGGGUCAACUCAUCUACGUACUGGAAGAACAGGCAGGAAAGCCAUUUGACAUGGACAAACUCAAAUUGGCCAUUGCAGAGGCCAGGAGAUCCAAUCUGGUAGACAAGCAAAACAAACAACAGGAAGAUUACUCAGAGUCCAUGCACAUUCAGGAGGAUGCUCAGACAGUACGGUCUUCCAUGGCAAGUGAUACCGGCAGUGCCUUGGAGGAAUAG
This is a messenger RNA of Seminavis robusta, 666 nucleotides long. Lineage: Eukaryota; Bacillariophyta; Bacillariophyceae; Naviculales; Naviculaceae. The record is from the annotation of a GenBank genome assembly.